Molecule: messenger RNA, 851 nt
Organism: Hipposideros armiger (great roundleaf bat)
Lineage: Eukaryota; Metazoa; Chordata; Mammalia; Chiroptera; Hipposideridae
Gene: SSNA1
Product: SS nuclear autoantigen 1
Exons: 3
Coding region: 40-399 (119 amino acids)
Biological process (GO): axon extension
Cellular component (GO): centrosome; ciliary basal body; axon
Source: RefSeq, a predicted model, not a curated record
GCCGAAGUGCAGUAGCGGCGGUUGGAGUGGCUGGGGACCAUGACCCAACAGGGCGCGGCGAUGCAGAACUACAACAACGAGCUGGUCAAGUGCAUUGAGGAGCUGUGCCAGAAGCGGGAGGAGUUGAGUCGGCAGAUCCAGCAGGAAGAGGAUGAGAAGCAGCGGCUGCAGAAUGAGGUGAGGCAGCUGACUGAGAAACUGGCCCGCGUCAAUGAGAACCUGGCACGCAAGAUCGCCUCUAGAAACGAAUUUGAUCAGACCAUCGCGGAGACCGAGGCUGCCUACCUCAAGAUCCUGGAGAGCUCGCAGACUCUACUUAAUGUCCUGAAGAAGGAAACUGGAAACCUGAGCAAGGCCACCGCCUCAGAGCAGAAGGGCAGCGGAGGCAAGGACAGCUGACAAGGCCCCAGGAGGGGAGGCGUACCUCCACUGCGCCCACCGACGGCUUGGCCCCCAGCAGGCCUGUCUUCAAAGCAUCUUUGUCCUUCACAACAGCAGCUGCCUUCUCUUACUGUCUUGGGUGCCGGGAGAGGCAGCUGCCAAUCUCCACUGCCCUUGGGCACAGCCCACCAGGUGGGGCUCCUAGCCAUGCACUCACUCAGGCAUCUAGGAGGGCGGGCCCUGGGUCAGCUCCACGUGGGGCUGCUCUGAAACCCCCACACCUCCCCAGGCUGUGGGAAGGCCCUGCUUCUAGUCUCAGCAUCAUGGGAGUCUCCUCAUGUUUUCCCUCUGCCAGCGGGUGCCCAGGCUAGGCAAGUGGGGGGCGGGGGGUGGUGGCUGGGGCCCUCCUUCACCUCGGGGCUCUCUCUAGUGGCCUGUGACUGUCAGUAAAGGUUGUCUUUGUAAAGGUC